AUGAUUGACGACUGCCAACAGAGAGUUGCCCUAGGUAUGGUAGUCGCAUUCGCGGUUCUUAGUGACAUUGUAAUUGUUCGAAUGUGGAGCCGAUGGCUAUCACGAUCGUCUGUAACAAGCGGUAUGGAAUCGAUCGGUACUAGACUUGCGCUAUUAGAAGUUCUAGCCAGAUUCCUUCUGAAUGGCUAUCAGAUAUCAAAGUCAACUAUGUCGGCAUUCACGUUUGAGACACCCCUAAAGACCGUAAUACCAGACUUGGGCUGGAGGUCAGUCUAUAUCACACCCCCCAGACUGACAACAAAACAGUGGAAUUUCGCAAAUCAGAACCUCUACAAUCCAGCCUUGGCCGCAGUAAAAAAUAUCAAUCUUGUUAUUCCUGCGCCGACUCGGGUGACGCUCGCGCGCGGUCAAAUACCUCAUCUGAAGCUCCAUCGCCAUCAUAAUCUGCCUUCUUAUCACCGUCCUUAUUGUCGACGUCUUCCAACACCAGCCAAUACAGUACGUCUACUACCUGAGCAUCCCGGGCGGCAAAUGAAUCAAUCAAGACGUUAUUCUACGUCUCAACCGCCGCGUUAA
Penicillium robsamsonii is the source of this 576-nucleotide messenger RNA. RefSeq lists its product as uncharacterized. NCBI's taxonomy places the organism in Eukaryota, Fungi, Ascomycota, Eurotiomycetes, Eurotiales, Aspergillaceae. The record is from RefSeq and is a predicted model, not a curated record. The transcript is spliced from 3 exons. The coding region runs from base 1 to 576 and encodes 191 amino acids.